Messenger RNA from Monascus purpureus, 1740 nucleotides. The record is from the annotation of a GenBank genome assembly. Lineage: Eukaryota; Fungi; Ascomycota; Eurotiomycetes; Eurotiales; Aspergillaceae.
CUGGAAUUGAAGGUCCAGGUCCAUUGCUCGCUAUCUCUAACUGGUUUAAUGCAUUUAAUAUAAUACACAAUGGUGCAUUUGUCCAGAGUCAAGCGCGAGCCGUCGCAUCGUCGGCACCACCGACAGGAGCGCGAUGCGACUGUCGCUCAGAAUCCGAUGUAUGCCAACGUCUAUGCGACGCGGUAUGCGUCUGAGGAGCUCCCGAUGCAUGUUAUGAACCAGCAGGGGAUGCCGGCUGAGGUUGCAUCUCGCAUGAUUGCGGACGAGCUGAGUCUGGAUGGGAAUCCUUUGCUCAAUAUGGCGAGUUUCGUUACUACGUAUAUGGAAAAAGAAGCCGAAGAGCUCAUGUCCAAUGCCAUGAGCAAGAACUUCAUCGACUACGAACAGUACCCACAGACGGCGCUCAUGCAGAACCGCUGCGUCAACAUGAUAGCCGAGCUGCUGAAUGCGCCUCAGAACCACGACACGGGCAAGGAAGAGGGUGCCAUGGGUACAUCGACCGUGGGCUCCUCCGAGGCGAUUAUGCUGGCCAUGCUGGCGAUGAAGAAGAGAUGGCAGAACAAGCGCAAAGCAGAGGGGAAAGACUGGUCGCGUCCGAAUAUCAUCAUGAAUAGCGCGGUGCAGGUCUGCUGGGAGAAAGCAGUGAGGUAUUUCGAUGUCGAGGAGAAAUACGUCUAUUGCACAGAGGACCGGUUUGUGAUCGAUCCUGUCCAGGCUGUUGAUCUGGUUGAUGAGAACACCAUUGGUAUCUGUGCUAUCAUGGGAACAACAUAUACAGGGCACUAUGAGGAUGUCAAGGCAAUCAACGACCUGCUCGUUAAACGCAACAUUGACUGUCCAAUCCAUGUUGAUGCUGCUAGUGGGGGAUUCGUGGCCCCGUUCACUGCUCCAUCGCGAGUAUGGGAUUUCCGGCUGGAAAAUGUUGUUUCGAUCAACGUGUCAGGGCAUAAGUAUGGGCUUGUCUACCCCGGCAUUGGCUGGGUAUUCUGGCGAUCCCCCGAAUAUCUCCCCAAGGAACUCGUCUUCAACGUCAACUACCUCGGCGCUGAACAGGCGACGUUUACUCUGAAUUUCUCAAAAGGCGCCUCCAACGUCAUCGGCCAGUACUACCAGCUAAUCCGACUCGGACGGGAAGGCUACAAAGUCAUCAUGCACAAUCUAACCCAGAUCUCCUCCCAACUUAGAAAGGGCAUACAGGAUCUAGGCUUCAUAAUCCUCAGCGACACCACGGGGACAGGCGGCGUGCCCCUUGUGGCCUUCAGAUUCCCAGAUGACGAGAACAGGCUAUUCGAUGAAUUUGCGCUGUCUGCCGUCCUGCGUCGGCGCGGAUGGGUCAUCCCAGCGUAUACCAUGGCACCGAACAGCAGCCAGAUGAAACUCAUGCGGAUUGUCGUCCGUGAGGACUUUACGACGCAUCGGUGCAUGCUGCUUAUCGAGGAUAUCAAGCAGGCGCUGAAGUCGUUGGAUGAUAUGGAUCAUAUGACUGUGCAGCGGUAUAUACAGUAUAUUGGCGAACAUGGACACCACCUUCCACCCGGCCACUCGUUCUACCAAAAUGAGCAGCAUUCUCUCCAGGGCACGACGGGGAAGUCUCAUACAGUCUGCUGAGCAAUCAUUUUCUGAUCUGGGCUAUAAUAAGUAUACCACUGUGUCGAGUAUAAGCGGUGUCUGCAAUGCAGACGUAUCCGUUAAGACACAUUUCAACCCUCUCCUGAAUAUCCGCAGUGUAACAGACCUACA